CAUGCCAGUCGUUGACUACAUUACAACCACGGCACCAGUCGCCUCAGUUUCUUCUUCAAGCAUUCAACUGUUCAGGUCAUCAUAAUCUCAUUUGAAACACUACUUGCAGCAAUCUAGAGCGAUCGAUGUGGACUCCGUCUUAAUCGUCCGCACCUUGUGCAGCGUUGUUCGUUCUUGUGUAGUUGUUGGAAGUGCAGUGUACGAUGUAGGUCGGUCCCUGCCCUACCAACAGAACACCAGUGAUAGACUGCCCCGGUCUCGUGGGCAUAAUCCAUGUGCCAGACUGCAGACUGCAGUGCAAGUGUGACCAGUGGUGCAUGUAGCUAGGAAGGCAACAGUCUUUCUCACACCACUGCAGACUAUCUUCUGGGAUUAGUGAUGCCUGUGCGGAUGUCAGUGCUCAGGAAGCGUAACAGAACUGCCACUCGUGCAACUGCGGCCCAUCAGGCGGUCGUCAUGCUCAGUCAUGGAACUGGAUGGCUCCUGUACAUCAUGCUUUUCAUUCUGCUAAUGUCUGAGCCACUGUCCGCAGGGGACACAGGUUGCCCACUGAAGGGAACUGCCGCUUAUCCCAUCCAACCCUUGCCCGCGGAUUUAUUUGGUCCGCUAUCUCACGAGAACGAAUCAACAUGGAUGGUGUUGAUCAAUAACGUCAUCAUGUUCCGGGAAAGCAACAGAAGUAUGUAUACUCCCCAUCUUAUGUACAUGUACAAACAGUUUCAAGGUGCAGAAGCAUAUCUAGGCGUGGCAGUGUACGAAACAAGCUAUGUGGGUGGCCAGACGUGGCAAGUGUUUGAACGUGAAAUCAACUUGCGCAGAGCUCUGGGUCCGAAGUGCUGCUGCUUCCAAGGAAUGCCAAAUGUAGCUCUGUCCCCGUCCAAGGAAGAGAUCUUUCUACAUGGUUUUCCGGGCCCUGGUGAAUGCAACAAUUGGCUACUGGUGUAUGGCGAUAGGACAACAAGAGUCAUGAGUAUACAGGGACAGUACUUGCCAGGGAGUCCUGCUGCUGGAGAGAUCGGUUCAACUCUGGUUACCGUUAGUGCUCGCAUGCCAACUGGCAGAGCAGGCCAUCCACUGAGUUCGUCACGCAUUUACCUGAUAUCAUAUGGCGGCUAUGCUGGGACUGAUUCGUCACAUGCCCAGCUACAUCGGGUACUCAUCGAAGGCGGACGGCACAAUGAUUCUAUCGCCAAAUGGGAAAAUGUGAAAACGGAUGGACACCAAGUCCCACAGGCGCGACAUUUCGCCAGACUCUUUGCUGAUGGAGACACGUCACUGAUAUUCAUUGGUGGAUGGAAACCUGUGCACUCUUCAAAAUCUAAGGUGAAUGUACAAGUUUCGCCAGAAAUCUGGAGAUUCAACCUAUCAUCAAGGACGUGGAUAGACCUGGGAAACCGCGGCAACGGAUUCAACAGGCCAGCCCAAAAGAACUGCUUACCUACGCCACCCGACGUGUCAUACGUUGCUUCUCAGAGAAAGGUGCUCAUUAGAGACAAAUCGUGCAACCCCAAAAACCUCCUGUGUUCCUUCAUAGUGUGUGAUAUUCAGCAGUGGUCGGCCGGCUGUACAGCAAUAUCUGCUCCAGUAUACACAUUGGCGCCGCUCAUUGAUAUGUGUUCAUAUCACAUGUCCUCAUCGGAUCCCUCUUUCAUUUUCACAUCGGCGACAGGAAAGGAAGUGAUAUUAGCACAAAUCAACGCGGCAUGCGAACCCAUUCACCGCAAUCAGCUUUACCUCACUCAGCAAGUACCGGUAGUCUACCCAUACCUGUUACAAAUUUCUGAUCAAUUUCCUGGAUUUUCCCUUGAAAAAGAGGAAAAUAACGUUAUGUCUUCCGUGAGGCCAUCUGUGGUCAAAGCUCCGGCAAGUGCUGCAGAAAAGGAACUUGAGUACAAGUUUGUGUUCUUCGGAGGAGACAGUCACGUGAUCAGGGAUGCAAACAAUUUUCCUUACUCCAAGCAGCCUGGUAAGGUAUUUCCCAUGGCCGUGUGGAUUUUACGAGACUACAAAGAUACAAUAGGAACCGUGGCGCAGGGUCAAUACGAAUACACACUUCUGUACCCGGACCCUGGACCAGCCUGUCCUCGCCGUCAAUAUCACACUGUUAACUUGAUUACAAACAAGACAGUUGUCAUGUAUGGAGGUUACGAAACACAAAGCAACGGUAAAGUCAUUGGAGACUUUGACCCAUAUCCGUGGUGCUUCAACCUUCAGAUAAACUUCUGGAUGCAAGCAACUGUUCAAACCAGGACUACUCCCCCUCCGCGAGGAGAGCAUGUAUCAUUCCGGUACAACUCCACAGCCAUGGUGGUACAUGGUGGUCUUGACCCAGCGAGUAGUGAUGUCGCCCUGGCUGCCCUGGGUGAUUUGUGGAUGUUCAUCAUGGACGACGAAGAUCUCUGCACAGGGAGAUGGCAUAACCUCACAGCACACGUGAUGAAAGGUUCCCUAUCCAACCAGUACGGCCACACAGCCACAGCAACCGAAUAUGGAGUACUUCUGUUCGGCGGAUUUCCACCUGUGCCUUCUCUUUCCCGACUCACGUUUCUCGACAUACGCUCUGCUAGCAAUGUGAUCGUUCAUUAUAUUCCAUCCAGUCCAAACAUCCCAAGCCGAUGGGCCCAUAGUCUAGCCUUUGCAAAUAACAAGGACUUAGUUCUCCUUGGAGGGCGCUACAAGGAUGCGGACGGGGAGGAAUGUGCCGCAGAAUGGGCAAUGUUGCUUCAGUUCACAACAAACCAAACGGCGACAGUCGCAACAUGGACUCCAUUCUUCAAAGAACGUAUAACACACCAUAUUGUUCUCGGCGACAUGGUGUUUGGUGGUAUGGUGGAUGGCUUGUGCAAUAAUGAUGGACGUGGAGUGCGCCGUUUCAUCCAAUUAAACACUGCUACUUUGUGUCCCAGAGGAUAUGAGCAUGACGAAAACAAUGCGUGUCGUGCGUGUUCACUUGGGUAUUACUCAUCUACUCUGCAAGAACCAUGCAUCGAAUGCAACCAAUCACUGACAUCCACCGACGUGGCAGCUACAUCUUGUGCUCCGGAGAGCCCAUGCAAACCUCACACUUGCAAUCAGCAUGGAGAUUGUAUCGUGGACGAAGAAAACUUCAAACAUGCCUGCAUUUGUCAAUUCGGAUAUCUUCCCAGCGAUGAUUGUAAAACUCCAAUGGUGUAUCUCAUAUUAGUCGCAGCCCUGAUGUUCACGAUCGUGGGGACUUCACUGGUCAUUUCCCUUAUUCAGUUCUUGAGAAAGAAGAGAGCGUUGCACGCCAAGGAAAUUGAACUUGUGAACACAAAUCGUGACCUUUACCGCUCCAAAAGGAAACUCAGCCAAAUCGAUCAUGGAACACGUAUUGCCUGGUCUGAUCUGAGGAUCAGAAAACAAUUGGCCACUGGAAGGUUCUGCAAAGUGCUACUGGCUGAGUUAGGAGACAUCCCUGUUGCUGUCAAACAACUUCCUCCAUUUGUUUCCACUGAAUCACCAUAUGAUGCAUUCAUCCAGGAAGCUGAAGUUCUUCGCACCUUACGCCACCCCAAUAUUGUCAUGUUCUUGGGAGCGGGAAGAGACAAAAGAUCGGGUCGGCCAUUUCUAGUGAUGGAAUACUUACGGCGAGGCUCACUUUAUGAUGUUCUGCAUGAUCAGUCCAAUGCCAUUGAACAAUCAGAUCGACUUCGCUUUUCUCUGGAUGCGGCACGUGGUGUAAGGUAUCUCCAUAACACAAGUCCUCCGAGAAUUCAUCGUGAUCUCAAGUCAGCCAACCUGCUUGUCAGUGAUAAAUGGGUGGUGAAAGUGGCUGACAUGGAAACUACACGAUUCCUGGCCAUCCUGCAUGCAAACGCCGAGUUGAAUAAGACCUCAACGCCAACGGGGGCUGAGCAGACAGGACAUGGGAAUGGUCCCAUUCGUACUACAUCCUUCACAAGCCAGCAGCAGCAGCAGUCUGAUGGGCUGACAGCACCUCUACUGUCCAGUGCAUCCAGUGAUGUUAACCAUAGUGAUCCUGAUAUGGACAGAAACUCAGACGCAGAGGCUAUGACAUCACGCAUUGGAAUGACGUGCGGAGUAGGUACUGAUCGCUGGAGAUCACCUGAGUCUAUCAAGAAGAAUAUGUACACGGAGAAACACGACGUAUACAGCUUUGGCGUGGUGAUGUGGGAGCUGUCCACUCGCAGGAUACCUUAUGGACACCUGCACAACUCUGAUGAUAUUCUGGAUGAAAUUUCCAGCGGUGGCAAGCUCGUCUUCCCACCAAGCAUACCGUAUGCCUAUCGUCAUCUUGCUGAGCAGUGCAUCAAGGCCGAUCCUGAAGAGCGGCCACCAAUGCAUCGCGUUGUUCACGAGCUGAUGACUCAACUUGAUGCAAUCUGAAUUGUAUCUAAUUUUUGUAGUUGCAACGCUCCACGUAGGUUAGUGCAUGCAGCUAGCAAGAUGUAAGCUCCCUGGCAGCCUAUUCCCUCUUGACUUGAGGCUACUAGUCGACUGCUACGACAUAAUUCUCUGCGACUAUGACAUAAUACAUGUACUCUGCCUUGCCUACAUGACUGUACUAUUGGCUGCUGAUCCGGACCGUGCCGGUACAUCUUCGGAAACAUUUCACAUGCAGCAGGGUUGGGCUCGAUCUUAAUUAAUAAUGUUUUUCUCGAGGGAAGCACUGUGCAUCGUCAGGAUAUGGUGUGCUCCAAUGGCAAUCGUCUAGUUUAUUCAUCACAUCCUAAUCAAAGGUGAAACGGUUCGGGUAAGAAACCGGUUUUGGAACCGCCAGCUGAAAAGAAUCGGGUACCCGUUCCGUCAAAUUUUGAACCGAAACUCGAAAAUCUCGUUCUCGUGCAAAUACAUGUACACGUCAAGUCUAUUGAAGAUUUUAAAAAUGUCUUACAUUACGAUCACCGCCCUUCCAAAGGGUUCUCCUGGCUGGUCAUUAUCUACUUCGCACAUGGACUCUCUUGCUUGUCAGGGGCGUGCUCGGCCCCCCAACUAGGGGGGUGCACGGGAGCCGAGGGGAGCCCCCCCCCCGGCAAUUUGUUUGCAACCUUUCUUGAAUUUUAGAGCAUAUUUGCAUACAUUACAAUUGCAAUUACCCAGAUUGAAAAUUUUUGGGGGGUGCACGUGCCCCCGUGCCCAUCGCCGAGCACGCGCCUGCUUGUAAACAUGUUUUCUAAAGAAUAAUUGUCACAAACGCAUUUUUGUUGGUCUGGAGAAAACAGUGCGUGGAACCAAUACCCGAACCGUGGGAAACUAUGCUGGCAUUAGGGUACCCGAACAUCAAAAUCAUCGAACCGUCAGUUCACCCCACAAUGUCAGGCUGCUAAUACGUGCACAUGAUCACAUUGUUCAUGUACGAAGUUUGCAUUGUAAUUCUAUAGCACAUUGGUAUUUCGGGCUAAGUAUUGUACUGGUGGUGUUAGUGGACGUUAUAGCGUAACUUGUAGUUCCUUGGUCCUUUUUUUCUUUGCUAUAAAUUCAUCCUUGGCUCUCCAUCCGGUUCCAUAAUUCCUCAGUGGGAGCUUACAUCUCAAUUUUUACCGUUUCAAAGUCUCCAGAACUUGGUCCCCUGUAUACCAGGUGUACAUGACUGUACUCAGUGUAUGUGUUGCCAAGAAUUCAAUAAUAUUGACCCAGGACUUAUUUUAUAAAGGCUUUAUUUUUAAAAUACAGUACUGUACUGAGCUCAUGAACACUGAAGGAGUGACACACUUCAUGCGCUUCAACAACAUCUCGAAAGUUUCUCUGAAGUAUGAGUCACGCAUUCUUCGUUGUUAUUUUUAGCUCUUCUUUCUUGCGCUGUUUCUAUCAC
Sycon ciliatum is the source of this 5794-nucleotide messenger RNA. RefSeq lists its product as uncharacterized. Gene Ontology annotation, molecular function: protein kinase activity; ATP binding; protein binding. The transcript is spliced from 2 exons. Gene Ontology annotation, biological process: protein phosphorylation; signal transduction. Gene Ontology annotation, cellular component: cytoplasm. NCBI's taxonomy places the organism in Eukaryota, Metazoa, Porifera, Calcarea, Leucosolenida, Sycettidae. The record is from RefSeq and is a predicted model, not a curated record. The coding region runs from base 379 to 4368 and encodes 1329 amino acids.